UUCUGUUCUGUUCGGCCGGGUCGGGACAAGCGGAACGAACGGGACUGGGCCAUAUCAGGCAGCGGUACCGGAGUCGGAGUUAUUUUCUGGACCCGGCGGCAAGCGAUGACGUCACGUGCUCAGGCAGGAGUUUGUCCGUGUUGUGACGCUUUCUCAAACAAAUUUGGUCAGAACCAGAGCCGGUACCGCAGAGAUGAACUGGGACCAGCUGCAGCUCAAACCGCGGAUCAUCUCCGCCAUUCAGAGAGCUCAUCUGAAGUCUGUUCGGGAGGUUCUGGUUUUGUCUGAGCCGGACCUUCAGAAAAUGACCGGACUGUCCGGCCCAGAUGUCCAGGAGCUGCUCCAUGCUGCCGCCACCGCCUGCAGGACCCAUCAGCCAAUCACAGCCCUCCAGCUGCAACGGGGUGAGUGCCGCAGGUUGGAGUCCGGCCUGCGGCUCGGUACUGGCUGUCCGGUUCUGGACCAGCUGCUUCGCGGAGGACUGCCAGUGGGGGGCGUCACUGAGCUGGCGGGAGAGAGCGGAGCGGGGAAGACCCAGCUGGGCCUGCAGCUGUGCCUGUCAGUGCAGUAUCCGGUGGAGUACGGAGGUCUGAGCGCAGGUGCGCUGUAUGUCUGUACCGAGGAUCCGUUCCCCAUCCGGCGGCUGCAGCAGCUGAUCUCAGAGCAGACGUCGCUGCGAUCUGACGUCCCUCCGUCUCUGAUUGGCCGCCUCCGCUUCUCCGACAACAUCUACGUGGAACACGCCGCCGACCUGGACUCGCUGCAGGUGUGUCUGUCUCGGCGCGCCGCGCUCCUAUUGGCCCAGGGCCGAGUCCGGCUGGUCGUGGUCGACUCGGUGGCGGCGCUGUUCAGGUGCGAGUUCCGGCCUGACGAUUGGCUGGAGAGGAACAAGCAGCUGCUCACCGUCUCCUCCAUGGUGCAUCACCUGAGCCACGAGUUCACCGCCCCUGUCCUCUGUAUCAACCAGGUCACAGACGUUUUCCACCAAUCAGAGAGCAGCUCCAGCUCUCCGUCCUCUUCAGUGAGUCCCGCCCUCGGUCUGGCCUGGGCCAAUCAGGUGAUGGUUCGGCUGAUGAUGCGCCGUCUCCAGGCGACUGUUUCCCGUGGCGACCAGAGCAGUGCUCUGCGCAGGUUGGAGGUGGUGUUCGCUCCUCACCUGGCCCGGGGUGGCCGGGACCUCGCCGUGUGGAGGGAGGGGCUUCGCGGGGUUCUGGACCCGGUUCUGGCUCCAUUUUGACCUGAUGUAGCUCAGCAGGAAAUGGUUCUGCCGCUUCGUCUGAACCGAUGAAGAUGCUUCUGGGUUUCAGCCGGGUCAGAAUGAGGUUCUGGUGGGUCCGGCAGCUCGGUUCUCCGGUCUAGAGUGGGAUCAUGAUGACUCAUUCCGGGUCAGAACCAGAGCCAGCUCUGCCCAUGUUGAUGCCUUCACUGACCCCAGGACAUCAGGACUCUCCCUGGGAUCUGUUACGGUUCGACCCGUCUGCCGCCACCAGAACCUUCAAUGAUCCAGAAACGAUUGUUUACAUCAGAACGUCAGCUGGUGAUGACUUCCUGCCUGUGGCCAAUCAGAACGUCAGACGUGUUUCUCCUGUUGUGUAAAUACAUUUAUUUAUUUUUAUUGUGAAAAAAGAUAAAAAGUUGUAAAAAGUUUUUUUUGUUUUUUUAGUUCUGUAGGAUUGAAAGUGAUGAAAAACUAAGAAUAUGUCAACUGCAACCUAGUUAAAACAGAUCUGAUGUUUUUGGUAUUUUAAUCUCAUUAUUUAGGGAUAUUUAAUGCAAAUAUUGCAAAAAAGGGAAACUGUUAAAAACGUUAUGGAUCUGCUGUGGAUGGUCCAACGAGCCACUGGCGGCUCCGUAGUCCCAGGUUGGAGACACGUGGUCUGUUUGUGUUGAUCCGGUUCUUCUGUAUAUGAACCGGUUCUGUUUGGUACCGAAUGGACUCCAGAUGAAAAAAAGAAUCCAUUAAGAUUCAGUAAAUAUAAACGGAUCAAUUUAAAUCCUAAUCUGGGUUAAAAGAUUCUAACUUUUUCCCAAUAAUCCCGUUUCCCUCAGGGUCAGAACCGUUCUGGUCCUGGGCGCAGCGGCAGCAGUGCGCCUGCGCGGGUUCUCCAUAAUAAAGCCAUCAUCAGACUA
This is a messenger RNA of Xiphophorus hellerii (green swordtail), 2130 nucleotides long. RefSeq names its product X-ray repair complementing defective repair in Chinese hamster cells 3 (gene xrcc3). Gene Ontology annotation, cellular component: Rad51C-XRCC3 complex; replication fork. Gene Ontology annotation, biological process: double-strand break repair via synthesis-dependent strand annealing; resolution of mitotic recombination intermediates; telomere maintenance via recombination. The record is from RefSeq and is a predicted model, not a curated record. Gene Ontology annotation, molecular function: ATP-dependent DNA damage sensor activity; ATP binding; four-way junction DNA binding. NCBI's taxonomy places the organism in Eukaryota, Metazoa, Chordata, Actinopteri, Cyprinodontiformes, Poeciliidae. The transcript has 7 exons. Bases 194 to 1237 code for a protein of 347 amino acids.